This is a messenger RNA of Aspergillus pseudotamarii, 2819 nucleotides long. Its product is annotated as putative chromatin remodeling complex subunit (Rsc9). Gene Ontology annotation, molecular function: DNA binding. Gene Ontology annotation, biological process: regulation of DNA-templated transcription. The coding region runs from base 191 to 2413 and encodes 740 amino acids. The record is from RefSeq and is a predicted model, not a curated record. NCBI's taxonomy places the organism in Eukaryota, Fungi, Ascomycota, Eurotiomycetes, Eurotiales, Aspergillaceae. The transcript has 3 exons.
CUAUAUCCAAACACAGGACGAAGGCCGAGAUUCUGGAGUCAACAAGAAGUUGCCCGACAACUACUGCUCCCAAGUCGUGUGAGUUUGGCUCUGGGUUCUCAAAGGAGCUCAGUAAAGAAGAAAGCUCCAGUAUUGGAACUUAUUUAGGUAACCCUUCACUCAGCUGCGACUAGGUUGGGUCCAGUUGAAAAUGAGUACUGCUACACCACGCACGUCCCUGCGUGAGGGCUUGCGGCAAGCCCCAAAAGCCAACCAGCCCUUCAUCCCAGAUACUGCGCCAGUUAGACGCUCACACGUGCACGUACACCCACAGUCCCCACAACCAGUAUCAAUGUCCCAGACUCACGCCAACUCCGUCGGCUCAAAUAGCCCUCAUCCCACAGUCGAUAGUUGGGAAGGGAGGGAGCAGAAGGUUCCGAUGUCCACACGUGAAGUAGCCACGCCUGGAAACAGACCAGGCCUCUUUGUUGGCCUUAAUGACAGAGGAAAGUCAGCGAAGCAACCUGAUUUUUACGAUCCGUAUUUUCCCCUCAGAUACUUGGAGGUACCGAAGUCGGAUCAUAUCUACAAACGCGCCCAUUAUGGCCUACAAUCAGGAAUAUCGGAUGAGGUUGAUUUCGCGCUGUACCAUCUUGUGCAGAUCUCCAACCAGAGGUGGGAUAAAUUCAAGUUUGAGGGUUUUCCACUGCUUGCGGAGACCCUGAUGGAGAAAGCUAUAGAUAUAUCCAUCCUUUGCACUGGCGUGAAAUGGGAACUUCAGUAUGAUUUUCGACAACCCACCGACCGUGUCAAUGUGUUGAACUCGCUACAUGGCACACGAGAUAUUUUGGAGAAGAUUAAACAGAUACCUGUAACAUUACCAGACGACACUCUUGAGACCUAUGAGUUCAAUCACCGUCUUCGAAAUGUUAAGGAGGCCACAUUGGUUCUCCGGAAUAUGGUUUUGUUGAAAGAAAACGCUUUUUACGUAUCGCGCUACGCCAAAGGACUACUGAGGGACUUUCUGGUCAUUCUGAUUAACCUCCCUAACCAGCCACGUCUGAACGAAAUCAAGAAUGACGCGUUGGAUAUUGCGGAAGAAGUUACGAAGUUCAUGAGGACUGACCCUGAAGAUCCACUCUGGAUUUCCUUGCUCGGCUGUCUCGAGUCACCAGACCGUGCUCACGUUAUUCGUGCACUCUGGGCUCUUACUCAUUUUUCAACGGAACUAGAUGACCAGGAGGCAAACCGGGCAAUGGAACGUGUACCAAAAGAUACCCUGCAACAGUUGUAUUUCCACACGCUGCUUGACCAGGAUAGAGAUAUCCUGAGCGGCGCACUGGACUUCUGGUAUCAGUAUACGCUUUCUCGGGAGAACAUUGAGAAUUUGAUCGAUAUUUUCAACCUUCCUAUUGUUUUUGCGCCGCGCAUGAUCGCCUUAUUAACGCACGAUGCGCGAGCCAGCAAGAAGGAAACGGUUUUGCAAGAGGAGAAAGUGGCACCGCCCCCUUCGGAAAUUCCCCGUGUCCCCCCGGAGCUCUUGAAAGACCUAAUGGAACUGUCUGAACCUGAGCGCAGCUCCCGAUGGUUGCGUUGUUGCUUCGUCGAAGAUGCUGAUUGUGAGAUCACGCAGAUUGCCCUAUGGCAAGCGUAUCAAAGCCGAUUCGCAGACCCUCGGGUUCCUGGCGGGGGUGUUCUACCGGCGGCCGAGUUCAUCAAGAAUGUCAGCACGACCUUCACAAACGCACAAGCACAGGUCAUCAACGGACCUGGUGCAACUACCAGGUUCAUCAUCAAGGGUAUCAGACCGCUGGAGACUGCCUACACUUUCCAAGGCUUCCCUUACUUGUUCUGCAAGUGGACAGACAAUUCGAAACCAUCCAAAACAUGCCAACGCGCCUUUAAAACCCCUACAGAUCUUCGCAAUCAUGUUUUCUCAGAUCAUAUGAACCUUGCCACAAGUGGUGAGGCGUCAGGUCACUAUAAUUUGGACAAAGCCGAGUCACCAAUACACACCUGCCAUUGGGACAACUGUACUAAAUUCCGCUCGUCUGGCCCCAGUGCUAACACUGCCAUGGUGGCAGGCCACGUUUCUUCACAUUUGCCCGAAGAGCGACCCGCGGAUGCUGAGGCGCCGUCUUCAAAACGCCCUGUACUCCAGGAACGUAUCGUUCGUAAAUGGUUCUACCUUGACACACCCGUCAAUGAGAGAGGAGAACCUGUUGGAGUAGCGUACAAGGCCGCAUUGGUCCUGCGCAACCUUGCAAGGAAUCUACCGGACCGAGUCGCACAGCAAUACGACGGCCUAUCAUGGAAAAAGGCCGUAUUCCUAAGCCAUCGUCCAAGGAUCGUCGAGAUAUGGGACCGUAACCGGUCACUACGCAAGGAACUCACCGAGUUAAUUAUGAUCCUAGAAAGAGAGGAAUAUUACUAAAUCCAACAGAAAAAAAGAAGAAAGAAAAAUCAACAAGGAAUUUCAUUAUCCAGUCAGAGCUUCUCUCUAAAGUACUACCUAUCUACUUACUAAAUGAGCUCUCUCGGCACUCUUUGGAUCCCACUCUCUACUUGUCGUAUCAUUCCUCCGGUCCCCCUUUUUCCCUUUACAUUAUCCUUAUGCUAUCUGUUGUACAAAUACCCUGCAUUUCCUCUGAUUUCUCUAUUUCAAUAUUAUUAUUAGCUCGGAUAACGAGUCUUUCUUGUUUUCCCAUCCCUAUCCAUGUUCACGUGCACUUCUUGCUAAUUUCACAGCCACGAACGUAUGUAUCGGGCUCAUGCGAAAGCGCGGUGGAGUUGGGUUCUAUUUCUUGUCUAAGAGAUCAGAGAUGAAUCUGUUAAUGUCG